CAUUGUGCCACCACCUAUGCUGUAUCGUCUAAUCGUUUCAAGUGCUUUGUUCCAUUACAUUCGGUUUUUUCCGUUUGAGGACGGUUGUCAAACAGUGUAGCAAAUUAUUUUUAAUAAAAAUAUAAUAUUUAUAAAAUGGAGAGUGUUGGGAAACAGGAUAAUAACGCCACACAACCGUUGCCACAGCGCCAGCAGCGGGGAAAUCAGCAAGCCAACAAAAAUCUUGGCAAGCAUAAUGCUCAAAAACAAAAUGAUUCCGUAGAUGGAUGCCCGGCUGAAAAGAAGUCACGAUUCAGUGGUCCAAAUCCCCAGCAUCAAAACCAGAGCCAGAAUCAAAAUGGUGGUGGUGGUGGUGCAGUUGGUGGCCCCAAUCAAAAUAAGAACUUUGGAAACAACAAGGGUGGGUUCGCUGGAAACCGCAAUCGCAAUAACAACAAUAACAACAAUCGGGCUGGGAAUCAAAACCGGACUUUUCCAGGCACUAACAAUGCAAAUCAAAAGACCAAUAACGAUACAUCAAAGGCGGACGGUGCUAAUGCACCUGCUAAGAACAAUGAACCGGCAACUGCAGCUGCUGGCCAAAAUCAAGCGAAUCAGAACGCCAACAAGGGCCAAAAUCAACGGCAGGGGCAAAACCAAAAUCAAGUCCAUGGUCAAGGAAAUCAAGGAGGGCCUGGCAAUCAAGGAGGUCAAGGAAAUGGUCAAGGAUUUAGAGGUCGCAAUGCUGGUAACAAUCAGGGUGGCGGUUUCCCCGGAGGUCCACAGAACCAGCAGCGUGACAACAGAAACCGAGGUGGUCCACGCCCUGGUGGAGGCCCAGGUGGUAUGAUGAACAGCACCAAUAUGGGUGGUGGUGGCAAUGGAGGUGGUGGUCCGCGCGGCGGUGAGGACUUCUUCAUUACCCAGCGAUUGCGCAGCAUUUCUGGACCCACCUUUGAACUGGAACCGGUGGAAGUGCCCACGGAGACCAAGUUCUCUGGACGAAAUCGUCUCUAUGUGGGCAACCUGACCAACGACAUCACCGACGAUGAGCUGCGCGAGAUGUUCAAGCCAUACGGCGAGAUCAGCGAGAUCUUCUCGAACCUGGAUAAGAACUUUACAUUCCUAAAGGUGGACUACCAUCCCAAUGCCGAGAAGGCCAAACGCGCCCUGGACGGAUCGAUGCGAAAGGGUCGCCAAUUGCGGGUACGAUUCGCACCCAAUGCCACCAUUUUGCGGGUGAGCAAUCUCACACCGUUUGUUUCCAACGAGCUGCUGUACAAGUCCUUCGAAAUCUUUGGUCCCAUCGAGAGAGCCAGCAUCACUGUCGACGAUCGUGGCAAGCAUACGGGCGAGGGAAUAGUCGAGUUUGCCAAGAAGUCAUCCGCCAGCGCCUGCCUGCGAUUGUGCAAUGAGAAAUGCUUUUUCCUGACUGCUUCCCUUCGGCCGUGUCUGGUGGACCCGAUGGAGGUGAACGACGACACCGACGGACUGCCGGAGAAGGCGUUCAACAAAAAGAUGCCCGACUUCAACCAGGAGCGGAGCAUUGGUCCGCGCUUCGCCGAUCCCAAUUCGUUUGAGCACGAGUACGGUUCGCGCUGGAAGCAGCUGCACAAUUUGUUCAAAACCAAGCAGGACGCACUCAAACGCGAGCUGAAAAUGGAGGAGGACAAGUUGGAUGCUCAGAUGGAGUACGCUCGCUAUGAGCAAGAAACUGAACUGUUGCGUCAAGAGCUGCGAAAACGCGAGGUGGACAACGAGCGUAAGAAAUUGGAGUGGGAGAUGCGUGAGAAGCAGGCCGAGGAGAUGCGCAAGCGCGAGGAGGAUACCAUGAGACGCCAUCAGACCGAGAUGCAGAGCCACAUGAAUCGGCAGGAGGAAACACUGUUGAUGAAGGCGCAGCAGCUCAAUUCGUUGCUGGAUCAGCAUGAGGGAUUUGGAGGCGGCGGCAACAACUCCAGUUUUGACAACUUCGGCGGUAACAGCAAUUCGCCAUUUGAAGUUUUUAGAGGCAAUAACAACAACAAUUCCACAAUGAUUGGAAACAAUUCUGGCCCCAACACACAGGACUCCUUCGCUUUUGAAUUUGGGGUUAACAAUAUGAACCAAGGCGGCAAUCAACGUGGAAAUAAUGGCGGAGGAAAUAAUGUCCCAUGGGGACGCCGACGAUUUUAGACACUGGAUCUAUCAAACAUAUAAGGAUGCGAUAUGGCGUACUCUCAAAUAUUGAUUACGUUUCACAUUUUAACUUUGUUCGUUUGUCAGCGAGCAGAAUGAACUUGCUUAAAAGGAUCAUCUUAUCGAAUGCACCCAAAUUUGAUUUGAUUUAAUAUUUAGUCAAAUAUUAUUAAACGUCUAUCGGUACUAAAUUGUACAGUCAACUAACAAGCAAUGUGUAAUGACAAAAUAUUAUACAGUUUAAAUCCCAAAAUGAUUGCUUAUAAGUGCAACGCUGCACCAAAAAACAAAAUCAUUACGUACAUAUACUUAAUCAUAACGAUAAUUUAAAUUAUGUAUGUGGCGACCUACAUUCUCCGGUAAUAUAAUUCUUUUUUGUCCACCAUUCAAAUGAAAUAUAUAUAAAGAUAUAUUGCUAAUCGACUUAUAUGAA
Drosophila erecta is the source of this 2590-nucleotide messenger RNA. It is a transcript of the gene nonA, whose product is annotated as protein no-on-transient A. Gene Ontology annotation, biological process: regulation of DNA-templated transcription. Gene Ontology annotation, molecular function: RNA binding. The record is from RefSeq and is a predicted model, not a curated record. Bases 136 to 2154 code for a protein of 672 amino acids. Lineage: Eukaryota; Metazoa; Arthropoda; Insecta; Diptera; Drosophilidae. Gene Ontology annotation, cellular component: nucleus. The transcript has 5 exons.